Messenger RNA from Pestalotiopsis fici W106-1, 1044 nucleotides. RefSeq lists its product as uncharacterized. NCBI's taxonomy places the organism in Eukaryota, Fungi, Ascomycota, Sordariomycetes, Amphisphaeriales, Sporocadaceae. The record is from RefSeq and is a predicted model, not a curated record. The transcript has 2 exons. The coding region runs from base 1 to 1044 and encodes 347 amino acids.
AUGGCUUCCUCGUGGUCUUGGGAUCCUGCCACUGUGCGCCAAAGUUUCGGCAGCUCGUCUAGUCCUUUUCUGCCUCCAAACCAACAGAUUGCUCCUCCUGCUCCACAAACAGGCAAGGAGAACAUCCAGCCUGCACUGCCUGCACCACAAGGCCCAAAGCCAAACACGUCCGUUGCAGUGCCCUCUGGCGAGAAGCCAUCUACGGAGGGAACAAAGACUGCAGCUGCCACAAAGGCUGCAUCAAGGAAGCGUAAAUCGGAUGCCGUGACUGAGCCUGAGCCUGUCCCUGAGAUCGACGACGAUGACCCGCGUCUCGAUUACCCUGAUGAGAGCGCGCAAAAGGUUCGCGCAAAGGUCAGACGCUUCAUUGACUCUGGUGCCAUGAAGGUUGGCGAGUUCCAGAAGGCUAUUGACGUUGGAUCAGUCCAGUACUACCGCUAUAUGAAUCAGAAUGGUACUGACGCCGGAUCUGGGAGCGACAUGUACUACAAUGCCUGGAAGUUCUUCAAAAAGCGGGAGCUUCAGGGUGUGAAGAACACUGCGCCGAAAAAGGCCAAGACAACGGCAACGGCCAAAGCAUCAGGCAAGACUGUCCCCGACUCGCUCGAUGUUGGCGGCGUCACCCUCGAUGGUGAAGACAAGGGGCCGGUUCCGGUCUACGAUACUUGCGAUGAAGUUCGCAAGAAGAUCCGGGCACAGCUGCGCAAGGACGAUGUCACCCAAGCUGCAUUCCUGCGCGAAAUUGGCAAGUCGUUCAACCCGGAGCGCAAGAUCCAGUCAAAGCAACUUAACGACUUUCUGGCCAAGAAGGGCCCCUUGGACGGCAAUACCAGUGCCGUUUUCUACGGGAGCUAUGUAUUCUUUGAGAAGCUACGCGUCAAGCAGAACAAGCCCAAGAGUGCCACCCGCCUCGAAAUGGAGAAGAUAUAUGGAAAGGAGGGUGGUGUCAACAUUACCGAACCGCAGAACCGUGGACUUUGGCUACUUGCAUCAGAGUCAGCCUACACGGAUAAGUACGGCCAGACUCAUAUCGUCAAGGAUUGA